UUGAUAUCUUAUCUGUGAUUGGCUUUGUCGCAAGAAUAAACAGAUAGUUUUUUGAUAAGAUAAUUGUUUAAUUAUAUUUGCAUAAUGAUAAAACAAUACAAUGGGCUAAGACUAUAGCAAAUGAAAAUAUUAAGUUGUUGUUUUCUACGAGUCGCUGGUUUAUUUUCUAGUGGCAGUGGCAGGAUGGAUCAUUUUGGCCUUUCGCACAUAUUGCUCGAGCCAGAUAAAUAUAAUCCAGAUACUUUGGACUUGCUAGUUGACGAAGAAGCAAGAGAAUAUUGGCUUAAUACUUGUGAAAAACUGACUGAAAAAUAUGUAAAUUUUGCGCUUUUAAAUAAUGAAGAUCCUACAGUGGAAAUACGCGCACUUAAAUUUAAAACUUGUUACAUAGAAGCACUCAAAGAACUCAGAAUAAACCCUCUUGCUCAUGGGCAGUUGACCAUAAGAUUACUUCUUGACAUCAACGAAACAUGCCUUCGUUCUCAGGGUUUCUUUGAUUUAUGGAAAAAACAAAAAAAAUGUGAAAAUGAAGGAGCAUUGGCAACAUUUGGUGCUCGACUAGCUGAAAUUGAUGCACUGCCAGAUGACAGACAGAGGUGGAUCGAACUGACAAGAGGAGUAUUAGCCGGAAAUAUGUUUGACUGGGGGGCCCAGGCAGUAACCAGUAUUCUAGAUAGUGGAUUAUACGAAGCACUAGAGAAAAUUCAGAAAAGGCCCUGGCUGUAUGAUGGCUUGGAUAAAUGGCUUGACAAACUAGAGAAAACUGUACACCAUUGUGCUGCUGUGUUUGUUGAUAAUAGUGGUGUUGACAUAGUUCUUGGUAUUUUGCCAUUUGUGAGAGCAUUAUUACUGAGAGGCACUGGUGUCAUAUUAUGUGCCAAUGAAUGGCCAGCCCUCAACGAUGUUACCAAUGUUGAACUGGAAGAGGUGUUACAGGGAGCUUCCCUCAUUUGUCCCGUUAUCUCAGCAGCUCUGUCUACUGGAGAUUUAGUAGUAAGAUCAAGUGGACAAAGAGGUCCAUGUUUGGAUCUAAGAACGAUUAGUGUAGGUUUAUGCACUGAAAUGAAGGUUCGAGGAGUUGACUUAAUCAUAUUGGAGGGUAUGGGCAGAGCUCUUCAUACUAACUUAAAUGCUCGCCUUGCUGUUGAUUCACUGAAAAUUGCUGUAGUCAAGAAUACAUGGUUAGCACAGAGACUCGGUGGGCCACUUUUUUCUGUAAUCUUUAUUUAUGAGGAGAAACCAACUAAAACAUAAAAAACCACAACAAGUAUGAUGAUGUGAUUGUUCCCAGUAUUCAUUUAGGAAUUUUAAGCCAUUGAACUUGUGAAACCAUUUGUUUGUAGUAAUAUCUCCAUAUUGCGCAUUCAUCUUUUAGAAUGCCCAGUCUUCUUGUGUUAAUGUUCUUAUAGUGAUUUUCGGAAUAUAUUGAGUGUUAUCCUGA
This is a messenger RNA of Helicoverpa zea (corn earworm), 1441 nucleotides long. Its product is annotated as 4'-phosphopantetheine phosphatase. The transcript is spliced from 5 exons. Gene Ontology annotation, cellular component: nucleus; cytosol. The coding region runs from base 121 to 1254 and encodes 377 amino acids. The record is from RefSeq and is a predicted model, not a curated record. NCBI's taxonomy places the organism in Eukaryota, Metazoa, Arthropoda, Insecta, Lepidoptera, Noctuidae. Gene Ontology annotation, molecular function: pantothenate kinase activity; ATP binding. Gene Ontology annotation, biological process: coenzyme A biosynthetic process.